Suncus etruscus (white-toothed pygmy shrew) is the source of this 2016-nucleotide messenger RNA. It is a transcript of the gene CDC14A, whose product is annotated as cell division cycle 14A. The record is from RefSeq and is a predicted model, not a curated record. Gene Ontology annotation, biological process: cilium assembly; protein dephosphorylation; regulation of exit from mitosis. Gene Ontology annotation, cellular component: mitotic spindle; centrosome; spindle pole. Gene Ontology annotation, molecular function: protein tyrosine/serine/threonine phosphatase activity; protein serine/threonine phosphatase activity. NCBI's taxonomy places the organism in Eukaryota, Metazoa, Chordata, Mammalia, Eulipotyphla, Soricidae.
CGAUCGCGGGGCUUUUUUUGGGGGGGGAAGCCAGCUAGUCUUGGGGGGCAGGUGACCUCAGCCGGCAGCCACCCCAGGCGCUCCUGGCCUGAACCCCGGACGGACGCGGCCGGCUCCUCGCUUAAGAUGGCAGCGGAGCAGCCCGGGGAGCUCGGCGGGGCGUGCGAGUUCUUGAAAGAUCGGUUAUAUUUUGCUACUUUAAGGAAUAGACCAAAAAGCACAGUAAAUACCCACUAUUUCUCCAUCGACGAGGAGCUGGUCUAUGAAAAUUUCUAUGCAGAUUUUGGACCUCUGAACUUGGCAAUGGUGUACAGAUACUGCUGUAAACUUAACAAGAAACUGAAAUCAUACAGCUUAUCAAGGAAGAAAAUAGUGCAUUACACCUGUUUUGAUCAACGGAAAAGAGCAAAUGCAGCAUUUUUGAUAGGUGCUUAUGCUGUAAUCUAUUUAAAGAAGACACCAGAAGAAGCCUACCGAGCACUCUUGUCUGGCUCGAACUCCCCCUAUCUCCCAUUCAGGGAUGCUUCCUUUGGAAAUUGCACUUAUAACCUCACCAUCCUCGAUUGUUUGCAGGGAAUCAGAAAGGGCUUACAGCAUGGGUUUUUUGACUUUGAGACAUUUGAUGCGGAUGAAUAUGAACACUAUGAGAGAAUUGAGAAUGGCGACUUCAACUGGAUUGUUCCAGGAAAAUUUUUAGCCUUUAGUGGACCACAUCCAAAAAGCAAAAUUGAAAAUGGUUACCCCCUUCAUGCCCCUGAAGCCUACUUUCCAUAUUUCAAGAAGCACAAUGUGACGGCCGUGGUGAGGCUAAACAAGAAGAUCUACGAGGCAAAGCGCUUCACCGACGCGGGCUUCGAGCACUAUGACCUCUUCUUCAUCGAUGGCAGCACCCCCAGUGACAGCAUUGUGCGCAGGUUCCUCAACAUCUGUGAGAACACAGAAGGGGCCAUCGCAGUUCACUGCAAAGCUGGUCUUGGAAGAACAGGGACGUUGAUAGCCUGUUAUGUCAUGAAGCAUUACAGGUUCACACACUCUGAAAUAAUUGCUUGGAUCAGAAUAUGCCGGCCUGGCUCUAUCAUAGGACCCCAGCAACACUUCCUGGAAGAAAAACAGGCAUCUUUAUGGGUUCAAGGAGAUAUUUUCCGAUCCAAACUGAAAAACAGUACAUCAAGUGAAGGAAGUAUUAAUAAAAUUCUUUCUAGCUUGGAUGACUUGUCUGUUGGUGGAAACUUAACUAAAAUACAAAACAUGGAAAGAUUUGGAGAGGUAAAUAAUUUAGAAGAAGAUGACGAUAUGGAAAUGAAAAAAUAAUAUGCCCAGGGAGACAAACUACGUGCCUUAAAAAGUCAGAGACAGCCACGGUCCUCACCAUCCUGUGCAUUUAGGUUGGAUGAUUUGAAAGGACAUCCAGAGAACAUUUUUUCUCCACAAAGAAUGUGUUCUUCCUCACAAGGAUCAGCAUCUACUUUGAAGACCCCAAAAUGGCUUUGUCCCCCUUCAGUGACAGCCAAGAGGAUAAACAGAGGCUCUUUGUCCUCAGGCAACACCACUCUUUUUCCAUAAACUCCCCGGCUAGCCAGUUCUCUGGGGAACUUGAAUGCUGCUACCGAUGAUCCAGAGAACUAAAAUCCCACAUCCACAAAGGCGGGUCAUAUAGCUACUCCCUUCACCAACCUCUUGAAUGGCGGCUCCCAGUUGCCUGCCAGAAAUUAUCCUGAGCUCAAUAAUAACCAGUUUUGCCGAAGCAAUAGCAGCAGCGGAAGCAUCCUGAACAACCAGCUUGAGCCCCCUCAAUACCAAGAGGAGAGGAAACAUAGCACCAUCCUCCGACCCACCUACUCUGGCCUUUCUUCUUCUUCAGCAAGAUUCCUGAGCCGAUCUAGAUCCCCGUAAGGUUCGCAGACAACACCUCUUGGUCCUCAGAACCCUGAACCAAAAUUUUGUGCCUUGCCUUUCCAGCCAGGUGACAGGGAGGAACCAAAGAAAUUUAAUAGCACCAAGGAAGCUUCUGAGUAA